CUUAUCUCAAGAUCCACCUUGCAGAUCUCCCACGCUGUUCUUUUGGUCCGCCCCAUUGCGUUGUGUGACACAACUUGUGUCCAUGUCAAUUAUCAGUUUACUGAAAAAAUGAUGUCAGAGCCUGAGGCAGAAAUGGCCGCUUAAGCCCACACACGUCGUCACAAUAACUCAGUGAGUUCCAGACUCCAAUGGUACAUGACUAGUCUAGCAGUCUAAAGAAAACGAGCGAUCCUUUCUGAAACCAAUUUUUAUAAUACUAUGAACUUUCGAGUUUAUAUUUACAGAUUUCCUUUUUUGAAAUUGAUAACUUACACUCAUGGCGGACGAUGCUACACAAGGGGAUCUCGGUCGAGCGAUACUGAAUAUUCUACCUGCGGAACUUCUGUCCAAUAUCAUUAGGUACCUUCCGACCAUAGAAGAAGUCAGGAACCUUAGUUUGACCUGUCGCGGUCUUACUGCCUUCAUUCAAGAGCAAGGAUGGAAGAUCUGGGUCCAGACACACUUCCCCACCUUCAACCCACCGCCCAUAUGGGAAUCCGUCGCCGUUGAGCUAGCAGCGCUCUCGCAACACCUCGACACGAAGGCAAUGACCCUUCGACACUUAGACCCUACCGGAGCCACCAUCUUGAUCCCCCCUGACUGGCCAGACUACAAGUGGCCUGCCUCCAGCGCGAGGCAGACGAUCGGCUAUCGAGCCGUCCUGGACAGCUAUGAAGAGUGGAGGGCGGGAGACUGGGGGGCGCGACGAGAGGUGCUGGGAUGGGGAGCUGGUCCGGCCUGCUACUUUCGCGUGAGGGAGAUCGAUCCGAACGCUACUGGAAACAAACGAAGCAAGCCAUUCAGAUGGUGCAGCUUCAAGCCGCCGAAUGCGGUGGAUGGACACGAUGAUGUGACUAUGCUGAAGCUCCUCGGCGUGCAAGACCCCACAGGCCAUUUUCCUAAAGGGGAUAGAGUCCUCAUUGGAACCGCGGCCGGCAGUCUUACACUCGCGAGCUUCUCGCUUGAGGGGAGUGCUAACGACAGGAACACCGCUCUCUUGGCUGGCUUUGGCACGGGACAACGUGCAUUGCUAGGCGGCGAUGUAUCGCCUGCUGGAGAUGGGUUAUUUGCUGUAUCUCUGGGCAAGGCGGAUAUCGCUCUCUACCGCGUUCCAGAUGAGCAGAUGUCGGAUGUUAAUCCGUUGAGCGAAGUAACGGCAUUCCGCGACACAAAAGACAGUCGGUUGUGGUGUUGCAAAUUCAUGUCGGAAACCCAACUCGCUGCUGCUGGUGGUUUAUCCACUCAUCCGAUCAAGAUAUAUCAAGUCACCCCUUCCGGAUUUUCAGAGUCUCCCGUAAACUCUUGGGAGUUUAAGGAUGGACUUUCGCGCCAGGGCACGCCGAUUACCACAGGAACAUGCUACGCCGUGGAACCGAUUCCCCAAUCCUCAUCUUUAUACAAUCCUGGGACCUUCGUGUCGGGCCUUAGAGACGGAAGUGUCAGGCUGCAUGACUUAAGAGUACCCGGUCUAGGCGGCAGAUGCCUAUACGAUCUGUUGCCCGGACCUGUCUACUCCCUCUGCUGCAUCGGUGGACGAAGUCUCCUUGUCGGUUUGGGCGAUAGCCCAACUAUCGCGAUUCUCGACCUCCGCAUGCCUGGUAGUCGCGUCUAUGACUGGAGAGAUGCGUUGACCGAAGAUCAACGCAAGGAUCUGACAUGCCCGCUCGUCCAAGCUCCGUCCGUUAUCCGUGACGGUGGCGACCUUCCCAACAAAGCUGAUGAAGUAUUCGGAGCCACCUCCGUGGACCUGCACAAGAUAGUGCAGCGGAUUACCGGCUGGAACAGGGCUCGAAGCACAUUUCCGAUUUACUGUCUAUCGCGCCCCUCGUCUGUCUCGUCGAGUGUCUUCGUUGGUACACAGAAUGGAGUGGCGCAGCUAGACUUCCAGGAUAACCACGAGGCUUGGUGGGAUUCCUUUUACCGAGGAAAUGAAGCAACUUAUGACCGGCUUCUUACCGCACCUGACCUACGCAGCAUUGUCAGUAUGACCAUGGCAGAGCGGAGGUUUGACACGAGGCAAACGUGGUAUUGGAAACAGGCAGAGCUACCGUCCCUUGGACAUCCUCCGCACUCUACGAAACUGCCGAAGGAUGCAGUAAGCUUCCUUGGCGGACUGGACAUGCGGUGGAAAUUGGGAUCUUAGCCAGUCACGGCAUAUGUGAGUAGGUAUGUAAAGUGGGAGGCCCCUUUGACAUCCUCGCUACGUCAAGAAUGUGAAAAGGAGCGUGUUCGAGGUCGCCAAUGCAUAGACUACUUGUCUAUGAAUAGAAAUAAUAUAGUCAUAUUCAGGGUAUAGAGAGG
Molecule: messenger RNA, 2340 nt
Organism: Eremomyces bilateralis CBS 781.70
Lineage: Eukaryota; Fungi; Ascomycota; Dothideomycetes; Eremomycetales; Eremomycetaceae
Exons: 2
Coding region: 317-2182 (621 amino acids)
Molecular function (GO): protein binding
Source: RefSeq, a predicted model, not a curated record